AUUUGUAUAGGCAUUGGUAAACAAUUAAUUUCACUUGUAAACCAAGGUUGGAUUAGUAGGUCUAAGCAACAUGUAGCUGGAUACCCGCGUAAUGAAUCGAAACAGGUUCCAAUCCUCAUAUAUACCCAUUAUGACAAAAUAAAGAGCUUAAUCUUUCAAGACAUAAAGACAUAGAAGCAUACCCAUUUAUAAAGGUUCUACACAUUCCAUUUCUCCAUAGCAAUAGAAUGUAAACAUUCUAUUUUGUACCAAACAUUGCCUACAACUCAAUUCUAAGUGCAGCAUAUUGGACGACUCCACAGUAAUUGAUCAUUCGCGACUUUAACUUAUUCCUGUUAUCUCUAGAGCAUCUCGUAUAUCUAUAGCGCUGCGUUUCUACCCCAUCUUACCAUGGAUAGGGUUUGGUGCAUUCCGGAGUUCACUUAUGGUCCCACAAAGGAAUUCUGCAGAAGCAGCCUUUAUUUCCAGACUCUGCAGGCCUGCUGGGAGGAAACAUAUUACAAUAAACAGAAGAAGCUCAUGGUCCACUAUCUGCUGCUCCAGAGUCAAGGCCAUGUCCCGCACCUUGUCACCACGGAGCACAUGAGCGACUGGCUGGUGUCUCAGGGCAAAAAAUCCCUUAGGGAGAGGGUGUGGAAGGAAACCCUGGAGGAGGGGAAUGACCUCGCUCGGCUGACCUGGGAAGUCAAUACUUGCCUAAAAAUGAUAGACAUAGAGCACGAGGCUGUCUGUAAGCUCCGCCGCUCCUUGCACUCCACCUCGCCAGCUGACAUCGACCCGAAGGUCCACAGCAUUGUGGAAAGAGCUGUAAGGAGCAUUAUGGGCGAGCUGUCCAAUGAGCCCCGUAGCAACCUGCUCAGCCCAUCCCAGGUGGUUGUGGAGGUGGUGCCCAGGCUCCUCCUGGCCCUGUGGCUUCAGCCAGAGGAAGGCCAUUCAGGGCACCCAAUCCUAAUAAGCGGGAUGGCCGUGGGCAUGGUGGCAGCCGUAGUGGAGAAGCUCUCCAGCAUGUUAAAGGCCCCUUCUCCUCAAAUCCCUUUCUCCCGCGCUGCGGCUUUUGAAUCUGUGCUGUCAAUCCUCGGGAGAAUCAGUCAGUCCUUCUCCACGGAUGACCUCCAGAGCCCAUUUUAUGUGAGAUCUGUCUGUGCCUUUGUGGCUGACGAGGUACAGAGCUGCUUCCAGCCCCCUGCAGCCACCUUACCAGUCCUCCCUGUCGUCGCCGCAGCCAUCUCCACCGCACCUCCAGACAUCCGAGCAGAGGCAGACCCGGCUUCUUCCCACAUGGAGGUUGUGGACAUCACCGCUAACAUAGAGGCAGACCAGGCGUCUUCCCACUUGGAGGUUGUGGACAUCACCGCUAACAUAGAGGCAGACUCUGCUUCUUCCCACCUGGAGGUUGUGGACAUCACCGCUAACAUAGAGGCAGACCCUGCUUCUUCCCACCUGGAGGUUGUGGACAUCACCGCUAACAUAGAGGCAGACUCUGCUUCUUCCCACCUUGAGGUUGUGGACAUCACCCAUAACACACAGGCAGACACGGCAUCUUCCCACCUGGAGGUUGUGGACAUAACAUGUAAGACAGAGGCAGACCCGGCCUGUUCCCACCUGGAAGUUGCGGACAUCGGCCCUAAAACAGAGGCAGACAGAGCUUGUUCCCACUUGGAGGUUGUGGAAAUAACCCCUAAGACAGAGGCAGACCCGGCUAAUUCACACCUGGAGGUUCAGGACAUCACCCCAGAGACACAGCAAGAUCCAGCUUCUUCCCACCUUGAGGUUGCGAACAUCACCCGUAACAAAGAGGCAAAUCCGUCUUUUUUCCACCUGAAUGUUGUGGACAUCACCCCUAAGAGAGAGGCAGGGCCCAUCUCUUCCCUCUUGGAGGUUGUGGAUGUCACACCUGAAGAAAGGACGCUCAAGAUGGCCGUCUUCGCCACUUUGCCAACUGACAUCCAAGCAGAGGAUGUUGCUGUGAUCAUCCCAGAUGUCACCCCACACGUCACCAAGGAUGUGACACUGGAUGUUCCAUGCAAAGCAGCAUGCAAAGGGAAAGUCCGGCAAUUUUUUUCAGGCUUUGGAGGGCAGUGUGCUGCUGCACCUGCCACAAGGAAGAGGAGGAACAAUAUUAGUUAUUCAUCAGACCUUCAGAAAAGGGAUUGAACCAUAGACCAUUAAAUUAUUCACAUUAUAAUUGGAUUCACUUUGCUUUUCUUCUGUUUACUACUUAAUUUCAGAACAUUUCUAUAAACUUUCUCUUUGCAAGUGUGGAGUAGGUUGUGUAAAUAAGUGGGAAACAUCCCAAUUUUAAUGCUUUUAAUCAUUUACUUACUACAUGUAAACAAAACAAAAAAAAAG
This is a messenger RNA of Oncorhynchus gorbuscha (pink salmon), 2349 nucleotides long. RefSeq lists its product as uncharacterized. Lineage: Eukaryota; Metazoa; Chordata; Actinopteri; Salmoniformes; Salmonidae. The transcript has 8 exons. The record is from RefSeq and is a predicted model, not a curated record. The coding region runs from base 391 to 2154 and encodes 587 amino acids.